AUGACCGCCUUCUCCGGAUCUAGCGCGCUCACGAGUGGCCCCAACUACUCGUACUACUCCAUCCCUGCCGCAUGGAUUCUGGCGAUGAUCCCGCACUUUGUUGCGGCCGGCCUUGCCGGCGACAAGUUCAAGAACACCACGCCUCGUCAGAUGUUGGCCGACCUGCUGGCCAAGAAGGACAAGACAGCGCUGGACAAGAAGAUCAUCCGUGCCGAGAGCGCGAACUACAACGGGUUCUACAUCUACGUCACCAGCGAGACUGUUUCCGCGCUUCGAAGUGGUGCGUACCUCUCCGGUAUCGGUAUCAUCUUCACGCUUUUCAUCAAGGCCGGUCUGCGCCUCAACUGA
Messenger RNA from Pseudozyma hubeiensis SY62, 348 nucleotides. RefSeq lists its product as hypothetical. The record is from RefSeq and is a predicted model, not a curated record. NCBI's taxonomy places the organism in Eukaryota, Fungi, Basidiomycota, Ustilaginomycetes, Ustilaginales, Ustilaginaceae. Bases 1 to 348 code for a protein of 115 amino acids. The transcript has 2 exons.